UCUCCCCCCACACCCAAGAUAGACAUCGCCUCCCCCUCCUCCCCAGCUAUGGAUGUAGCGUACGAUCACAUCCAGGAGGAGAUCUUCUCCUCCAACGACUCCUCGAAGAAGGAAAGCGCCCAGAACGAGCCCUCCCAACCCGAACGCCCGAACGUCGACCUCAACUCCGAGCUCCAGGAAACAUUCCGCGCCUUCUCCGCCAGCCCCUGGGGCGCCCGCAUCGGCGGUCUCUGGGACAAUGUCCGCAAGCAGGGCGAGAGCUACUACGAGGGAGCCCGACAGGAAUACGCCGCGGCGAGUGAGGAAGCCGUCAAGGGGUUGUCCGACCUGAAGAGCAGCAUUGUCGGGCGCACUCGGGGUCUGUCCCUGAGCACGGCAUUCAACCCGGCGGGAACCGACAAGAGCAAAGACGACAACUCCACACCGCGAGCAUCUCAGGAAGAGGGCAAGGACGCCCUCGAGGGCGAGACAUCCGGCGAGAAGAGUGGCAAUGGUGGUGGUGAUGCGGGGCCUUCAGGAUCAAACGAGGGGUUCCUGUCACGCUUCAAGGCGGAAGCGGCCCGACGACUCAAGGAGAUCGAGAAGGCGGAGGAAGCGGCCGACGAAGCCAUCCUCCGGUUUGGAAUGAACAUCGGCCAGAAGCUGCGCGAUGCCGUGAGCAUUGUGCCUCCGGGCUCGGAGUCGUCCAACAAGCUUCUGUUCGAGAGUAAGGAUGCCGAUGGCAAGCGGGUCAUCCAUGCUACGCGCUUCGAGGCCCAGCUGCACGUUAUCCAUUCCAAUCUGGACAGCUUCACCAAGGAUCCCGUCAGCGAUGAAUGGGCGGCGUUCGAGAAGUCUUUCAAUGUAGAGGGUAAGACCGAUGCCAUCGCCGCCGAUCUGGAGAAGUACCCGGAGCUGCGCUCUGCGAUGGAGAAGCUUGUUCCGGAGCAAGUUGAAUACGCGACUUUCUGGUCUCGGUACUAUUUCCUUCGUCUGGUUAUUGAGACUGAGGAGCAGAAGCGUAAGGAGCUUCUUAAGGAUGUCAACGUCGACGAAGAAGAAGUGAAAUGGGACGACGACGAUUCCGACGACGACACCGACUCCCCCUCCACCCCCCAGGUCAAAUCCACCACCCAGACCGACACCCAGACCCCCACUGCUCCCGCCACCGAUAAGGAUGCGUCCAAGACCACCGAACCCCGCCGAUCCAACGACCAGCAAUCCCAGCCCGACAGCGAAUCCAGCUACGACCUCGUCAGCGGCGCCACCAGUCGCACCCCCGCCAGCCCCAAGGAGAAGCCCAAGGACGAGGACAGCGACGACGACUGGGAGUAGAUAGACUAACUAACUAACUAAUGGUUCGAGGUCGCAAGUCCGAUCCGUUCAGAUCGGAUCGGAUUCUCCCCAGUGAUCGACCGUCGUUAUAUCGGUCUUUCGCCCUGACCGCUGGCUGGUCCGAGAGAUUUUCUGGUCUGGUGCAAGGUGUUCUGGUGUCUUUUGCCCCUUCUUCGGCGUUAGGAUUACAUCUUUGUUUCCUCCUUCUUUCUCUUCCUCUUUCUGCUUUUGUAGUACUCGCGAGUAAUCAGCAGUGCUCUCAUACCAUCGAUCCCUUUCUGUCACUGGUCGUAUGAAAUCCAUUCACCCUCUGCUGUGGUGCUCCGGAUAUGUUUCAAUGUUAAUUCGCUGGGGUGCGUUACUACUAGUAGAUUGGUCGAUUGCAAACCGCGAGGCAUGUGGUCUCUGAUAUACAGCCCAAGUCUAUUCUCACACGUGCGUUAUACAACACACACAUGAUAAAGUAUUAUCAUUUCCCAUGUACAG
Aspergillus heteromorphus CBS 117.55 is the source of this 1800-nucleotide messenger RNA. Its product is annotated as BSD domain-containing protein. The coding region runs from base 49 to 1314 and encodes 421 amino acids. The record is from RefSeq and is a predicted model, not a curated record. The transcript has 2 exons. NCBI's taxonomy places the organism in Eukaryota, Fungi, Ascomycota, Eurotiomycetes, Eurotiales, Aspergillaceae. Gene Ontology annotation, cellular component: cytoplasm.